Cuscuta europaea is the source of this 854-nucleotide messenger RNA. The record is from the annotation of a GenBank genome assembly. Lineage: Eukaryota; Viridiplantae; Streptophyta; Magnoliopsida; Solanales; Convolvulaceae.
UCCAUCUAUAAAUACAAGAAAACUCCAAAUCAAAAAAACAAUAAUACACAUUUUUUCAAGACUAGCUCAUAUUUUGCCACUUUAUCGGUAACAACCAUGGCACCCCAUGGAGAGUCAUUAUUUAGGUCAAACCCUACUACAAUGAACAACAACAACAAAAACAACGAUCAGAAUGCUACCAAACAACCUUUGAUCUCCAACGACGAUCUCAAACGGACGGUUUCCGACAUCUCAAUGGUGCUAAGCAAAGAGGUCACCACGUCCACGGGCGGUCCGGGUAGAGCCCCAAAUCUACCGCCCAUCACGGAGGUGGAAGGCACAAAGUGCGAGUGCUGCGGGCUGUCAGAGGACUGCACCCCGCAGUACAUAGCACGAGUACGUUCGAAAUUCGUGGGGAAGUGGAUUUGCGGGCUAUGCUCAGAGGCAGUGAAGGAGGAGGAAGGGAAGAAGGGCGUCAUAAGAGAGGAGGCUUUGAGCAGUCACAUGAAUGCAUGCUCAAAGUUCAACAAGUAUGUUAGGGCUCACCCGGUUCUUUACCAAGCGGAAGCCAUGAGACAGAUGUUGAAGAAGAAGAGGGCCGACAAAGCUAUUAGGGCUAACAAAACCGUUCAAAACAAAGGUGUGGGGAUAGCAAGGACUUCCAGUUGCAUUCCCGCCAUUACCGGUGACAUCAAGAAUGAGCAGCCCCGCGGAGAUAAUUAAAGAUAUGCUUAGCAUAUAAACAUCAAGUACAUACUAUAUUUGAAUGCAUAUACUAUAAUGUAAUUAGUCUUAUCUUGAAAAUAAUAUCUAUUCCUGGAAUAUAAUUAAGGAUAUCUUUUUUAUUCAAUUAAUGAUUUUGUUCAUCAACCAAA